Molecule: messenger RNA, 351 nt
Organism: Leptomonas pyrrhocoris
Lineage: Eukaryota; Euglenozoa; Kinetoplastea; Trypanosomatida; Trypanosomatidae
Exons: 1
Coding region: 1-351 (116 amino acids)
Source: RefSeq, a predicted model, not a curated record
AUGGGCAGCGUACACGACCUGAGGGCCAGUUUCUUCCAGGUCGAGCUCCCAGAAAGAGACCAAGAAAGCUCCGUCUUAACAGAUCCGAAUAGCGGCUCAACAGCGGUGCGUGACGCGGUCUCCGAUGGGACACUCGGCCUCACCGGAAAUCGUGCAAAUCCUCACGUCCACCGUGGCAGGCAGUCUGAAGUGUACGGGCAAAGGGUUCAUCGUGAACGACCCAGCCCAAGCCUCAAUCGACGUGGAGAUCGACAGCAUAGGGUACGCAGGCACGCGUCAAGCAGUCAAAACGGCGUUCAGGAGGAUGUUGACCACCGCAAAAGAGUGUCCAGUUUCUUUUUACGCGAAUGA